AGUCAGAUGUUGAGGAAUCCAAAAUGGAUGCUCUACUCCGUGUUGUGAAGAAGUCUCCCAGUAAAUUUACUAAUACUAAACAUUCGAAAAUUCCUGAAGGUUGGGGUGAAAAUAAAGAAACUGUGGUCGAUGGUAUAACUUUCUAUCUCAAGUACAUUGGAUCCACUCUGGUGGAAGAGAUUGACUCCGACCAGACUUAUGGGGAUGGGAUCAGUGCUAAAGCUGUCCACAACAUUACAUUGAUGGCUAAAUCAGCUGGGAAGAAGCUUAGAAAAACGGCUUUGACUGUGUCUCCAAAAGGUAUCAGAACAGUAGAUAUGACUACAAAUCAAGUGAUGUUUGAGAGCUCUAUCUAUAGGAUAUCAUUUUGUACUGCAGACAAGACCCACAACCAGAUCUUUGCUUACAUUGCCAGAAAUACAACCAAUGAGACUAUGGAGUGCUAUGCAUUUUUAUGUGCCAGAGAAAAGAUUGCUCAAGCAGUUACACUAACAGUAUCUCAAGCAUUUUCUGUUGCACAAGAUCGAUGGCUGGAAAAUAAAUUGCUCAAGAAAUCCCUGAGAGAAAAUGGCAGCAAAGAGAAGAUUGAAAGCAAGCGAUCUAGUCAAAUCAACAGUCAAUCAUCCAUUGGAUCUUUCACAAACACGAGUCCCACACCAGCCUUGAUAUCUUCCACUCCAACACCACCUUCAACGCCAGAAAUUUUAUCAGAUUCGACUUUGCAGAAAACGUUUUGUACUACAUCCAGACAAAAUUGGGAAAGUUUUGAUGAUUCAGCAGAUGACAAUAUUGAUGAUAUGUUCUCAAGACUUGCUGAGAGGCGUAGCAAACCUUCCUUCAACACUGAUCUAAAAGAGGACGAGCUAGAUGACAGUGUUCAAAAAUAUAUGGAAGGCUCUGCAUGCUAUGAGGCUUUUUCACGUACAGAGUCUAUGGAUGACCUUCUUAGCUUAUGAGUGGUUCAUAGUCACAAUGUCAUCAAUGUUUUUUUGCAUGCUUGAUUGGACAGUUGAUGUGUUAGGACUUGCAUUCGUCAAACUGGGCUGUGAUACUAUAUGAAGACAUUUAUGCAAGGCUACCAGCUUGCGUUUUUCGUAAGUUUUUUGCAAGUGGAGAUUUGACUCAGCACCCUGAGGAGAUAAUUAUUGUAAAAACAAAUAUAAUCCUGUAACUGUAAUCAUUUUUUUUCAUGCCUUAUAAACAAACAUUGUACUUUGAUAUCAUGUACAGACUUAUUUUAUAUUCAAAAUAUGUUUUCAAGUUUACAGACAUUGUACUGUAUCAACCCUUUUUUUUAUUUAUUGAAAAUGACAAUUUAGUUGUUUUGUUUUUUUCAAGGCAUUGCAUAAUUUUAGUUGUUUAAUGAAUACUAGCAAAUUGGAAGAUUGAGCUAAUUGUUGCAAAGUAGUUUAUCCUUUUGUAAUAGUAUUUUACCUCAUAAGCUCAGAACAUUUAAUAUAUUGUUUUAGUGAGAGGAUAUGUUUCAAUUAAUUAUCUUGUGAAAUACAAUAGAAUGAUCGGUGGCCAGGGGUGAGGGGGGUGAAUCUGUGCAUACUCACAAUAACUGUAUUUGUUUUUUAUCUAGUAUUAAAAAAAAAACAUUUUGAAAGCUUGGAAUAGAGUCAUAUAUUUCUGGCUUUCAUUGGUUGAUUGACUGCACUUGCCUUAAGGAAAUAGAAAAAGAUAUAGCCUCAUAAUAGGAGUAUAGGUCAUUCCUAUUUACAUUACUUAAUAUGUAAAUAGUAACAAAUCAAGUAACACUAUAAGCUUUAGUUUUCAUAUUCUAAUAGAAACUUUGCCAAAAAAAAAAAAAUAAUUAAAAUAUAAAUUCAAUAAUUAUCCAGGAGUCUUCCUUUAUCUUAAAUUUGUCAAAACACAGAUUUUUUUUUUUUUUUGCAAUUUAAAAAAAACAACACAGUUUGAUUGAUGGAGACAGGAAUCUUUUCAAAUGCUCUAGUGUCAAGAUUAUAUAUUUCCCAAGUCAUCACUGUAGGUCUCAAGUUGUACAUUUAGUGUGAAACAGUAUUCAUUGUAUUCAAAGUAUAUAGUCUCUUGUCAACUAUUAUUUAUCAAGGGCACUCAACAAUUUUAGUUAGUGCCAAAAGUGGCAUUUCGAAAAAUCUUAACAUGGCCAUAACGUUGGUCUGUUCUAUUCUGAUUGCUCUCUCUAAAAAAGUUGAAAAUAUAUUAUUAUUUAAUCUAAUUCAUUGUUUGUUUUUUUUAAAUACUUAUCUUAUAUACAUACCAUACAUACAGAAGUUUGAUAUUAUGUGAUUAGAUCGAUGUCUAUUUAAUAUUAAAUAAUUCCUUUUUUUUUUUUUGUAAUUAUAAUUGUUUUGUAAAUUUGGCAAAAGAGUUUAAGUUUUUUGAUCUUCAUAUCAUGUUUGCUUUUUUAUAUAAAGGUUUGUCUUGCUGUGAAUGUUUGUUAACGUGCCUAUCAAGUUUUAUCAAAAGCAAAUGUGUCGAGUCUCUGUACUUGCAAAUUCAUGCUUCUUUCGAUGUUACUGUUAAAAAAAAAAGGACUCUUUUAUAAUGGAGGAAAAUAUACAAACAACUUUUUUAGCUUUGAGCAGACGUAAGGAGAGAAAUUUGUUUACAUAAUGCACCAUUUAAGACUUCUGGAAGUUCAAAUCAAAACAACAUGCUCAAUACUAGUCGGAUUUUACUGUCAUCCUGCAGUCCUUAGUUUUGGUAUUUCUAAUCUAGUGGAUGGAUGUAGAUCUGUCAAACUUGGCUAAUGUUUCUUUCAAAUUUUUUUUUUGCCACGAAAAUAAAAAUAUAUUGUGAAAAUGGGCUUAACCAUUAAGCCAACACAUUCAUCUUAAAUAUAAAAUACUAUGAAAUGGGUUUACUCGAUUUGUUUAAAAGUUUUGUUAUUUUAUAGAUAGUGAUAAAUUUAGCUAUUUUACCUUUAUUUUUGGGGGCCCCAGUUGUGGGAAAGACAUUAAGCAUACACUACGGUCUCGACCAUGAUCUAAGGAACAUUGAUGCCAAGUUUUAUUAAGAUUGGUCAAACGGCUUUGAUUUCUAUGCGGGACAUACAUACAUACAUAUGUCUUACUUUCAAUUAUAUAUAUAUAUUAGACAGAUAAGCCUUUUACGUCAUUCUACUAAAAAAACAUGUACAUUAAAUAUUGUUCCUUAUGGAUAUUAAAGAUUAUUAUUAUUACUUUGAAAUUUUUAAGAACUGAAAAACAUCUUAGGUAGACAGAAGGUAUUGUACUUAAAAAAGGGCCAAUGACUGUGGCUACUUUGAUUUUUAGAUCGACCCAUGAUGUUAUGACUAUGUUAAACUGAAGCUAAUCUAAGUGAUAUAAAUAUCUAUACAAUUUUUUUAUAUUUGUUUCUUGUUUUUUAAGUUGUUUUUUUUUAAAUAUCAAUUCAUACUUUUGAAACAUUUGUUCAACUACAUUUAUUUAACUUCAUUGGCAUAAAUAUUUUUCAGUUUUGAUAUAAUUUUUUUUUAAUAAUGAAGACAGCUAACCGUAAAAAAAAAUAUGUGUCGUUUUGUGUUAAUUUGUUUAUCUACGAUUAUAUAAGACAGAUUGUUUUUAUUGAUAUGAAAAUGUUUGUGUUUCUAUCCUGGUACUUUGAUACAGAUAAAACAAAGAUAUUUUUUGAUAAAUCUCAAUGCUAAAGAUGUGACAUCUCUAUUGAUGUAUGCAGUUGAUUUUCACCCAGAAGUUUCAUCCUGCGGCUGAAAUCAUGGAUGGCUGCUUGGUCAUGCGGUAUGCGUGCUGGACUGUCAUUCGAACUUUUGAAUGGUUCUGGGUUCAUAUCCUGCCUGCUGCCAUCCCCUGUUGUCCUGGGGGGAGGUUUGGAUUUUGAAUUCAAUUUUUUUCAACUCUGAAGGAACAUCUGAAACAUGUAAAACAUCUUACAAACAUUGUACAAAUCAUCAAUGAGAAUGUAUUGAAUAACUCUUGUUCUACCUUAAACUGGUUAUCAUGACAUACAUUUGAACAGUGUUUUGAAACAUUUGAAAUUAGAGUCUUCGAGAUAACAGUUUUUUGUUGGACAUUGGAUAAAAGAAUGAUGUUUGUUUUUUUUAACUUUAGUCUUAGUAUGAAGCUAUAAGAGUGAGUAUAUGAUCUUGUAUUUGAAUGGACAGGCAAUGUUUAUACAAGUCAAAUGUUUGCAACUUAUCAUAGUAUCUUGAUUUUGUUUUGAUGUGGAACACAUUGUUGAGGUCUUCGUUCACUGUGCAGGAUUCAAUUACUUUUCAGCUUUUACUCUGUGAAUUCAAGUUUGCUGACUCACUAGUGAAGUGUGAACUUUUGGUGAUGUGGGUAUGAUUGAUGAUUGAGUUAGCCAUAAUGAAGUAUGCUCUAUAAGUAAUGAUUGACUCAUCACCAGUGAAGUAUGUUCUGUAGGGAAUGAUUGACUCACCACCAGUAAAGUAUGCACUGUAAAUAAUGACUGUAGGAUUGAAGAGUGAAAGUGAUGAUACAUUGAAAUAAGCAAAAGUUGUGUGGGUUAGAAUGAGAAUUUUGAACAAGUUGGCACUAACAUUGGUCAUAUUCUAAACAUAUUGAUCCUGUAUUUACUAAGGAUGUUAUUGGUGCUAUUCUGAUUGAACUUGGUCCAUUUUUUGUUCAAUAUUUUACUGAUACUACAAUUUUGUUUUUAACAGCAUGGCAGACGUAUUGAUGUACCACCAGCAAUGAACUUGGUCGCCAGGCAUAUAUUUGUGUACCACUUGCA
Molecule: messenger RNA, 4704 nt
Organism: Biomphalaria glabrata
Lineage: Eukaryota; Metazoa; Mollusca; Gastropoda; Planorbidae
Product: low density lipoprotein receptor adapter protein 1-B-like
Exons: 9
Coding region: 24-956 (310 amino acids)
Source: RefSeq, a predicted model, not a curated record